Zymoseptoria tritici IPO323 is the source of this 1731-nucleotide messenger RNA. It is a transcript of the gene PDC1, whose product is annotated as pyruvate decarboxylase isoenzyme. NCBI's taxonomy places the organism in Eukaryota, Fungi, Ascomycota, Dothideomycetes, Mycosphaerellales, Mycosphaerellaceae. Gene Ontology annotation, molecular function: thiamine pyrophosphate binding; carboxy-lyase activity; magnesium ion binding. The record is from RefSeq and is a predicted model, not a curated record. The coding region runs from base 1 to 1731 and encodes 576 amino acids. The transcript is spliced from 2 exons.
AUGGCCGAACAAACAGUGCCACUCGGGCGCUACCUGUGGGAGAGAAUCAAGCAACUCGGUAUCAAGAGCGUCUUCGGCGUGCCCGGCGACUUCAACCUCACCCUCCUCGACCACAUCUACGACGUCGAAGGUCUCGAAUGGGUCGGCAACACCAACGAACUCAACGCCGCCUACGCCGCCGAUGGCUACGCCCGCGUCAAGCAAGGCGCAGGCUGCGUCGUCACCACCCACGGCGUCGGCGAACUGUCUGCGCUCAACGCCAUCGCGGGAGCCAUGACUGAACAGGUGAAGGUCAUCCAUGUGGUUGGACAGACGUCUCUCACCAUGCAGAAGAAUAAGAUGAUGAUUCACCACAGUAUUGGUUCUUCACCGGAUCAUCAGGUGUUCAACAAGGCUUCGAUGGGAUUUCGAGUUGCGGCUGCGGAGUUGCAGUCGGAGGUUGAUGCCACCAAGAAGAUUGACGAGACGUUGAGGCAGUGCUUCGUCAAGUCGGGUCCGGUGUAUGUGUUUGUUCCGAUCGACUUGGUGGAUAAGCAGGUUCCUUCCAAAGCACUCGAGACGCCCAUCGAUCUCGAGCCGGAGUUCGAUCCUCAAGUGGUGGAGGAGGCUACAAAGGCCAUUCUCGAUAUGGUGUACGCCAGCAAGCAUCCUUCCGUCUUUGUGGACUGUCUCGUGCAACGCCACAAUGCGAUCAAGGAGGCUACGGAGCUGGUUGAUAAACUCGGUGUCUUGGUGUACACGAGUAACAUGGGAAAGGGUAUCAUCGACGAGACGCAUCCGAAUUACUUGGGAGUGUACAAUGGACAGAUCUCUGGUCCAGGUGUCGAGUCGGCUUUUGAGGCGAGCGACACUGUGUUGGUGUUGGGGAAUCUGCCAUCAGACACCAACUCCGGAGGCUUCACCCGCAAGAUCAAGACUCAAGCCAUCUACAUCAAUGAAUUCGACGUCUCGAUCCAAGGAGGCAAGACAUGGACCGCGCCACUCAAAGCCGUCCUCGCAUCCCUCGUCAAGACCGUGCAAACCGACAAAGUCCCCAAAAUCACCAAGCCCAAACUCCCCGAAGCACCCCUCGAAGAAGACCACGACUCCAAAUCCAUCACCCAAUCCUGGAUCUGGAACUACCUGGCCGACACCUACUUCCGCAAACACGACGUCAUCUUCGGCGAAACCGGCACCGCCGCCUUUGGCAUCCCCGACACCACCUUUCCCGCCGGCAUCAACUGGAUCACACAGACCUACUACGGCUCGAUCGGGUACUGCACACCCGCCGCUCUGGGCGCCGACGUCGCCCUGUCCGAACUCGCCUCCCAAAGCCGUCCUCGGGGCCGCACACUCCUCGUCACGGGCGAUGGAAGCCUCAUGCUCACGGUCCAGGAAGUCGGCAACAUGGUCAAACUCGGCCUGAAACCCGUCAUCCUCCUCAUCAACAACUCCGGCUACACCAUCGAGCGGGUGAUUCACGGCGCGCACCAGUCGUACAACGACAUCGUGCCGUUCGACUACAAGCACAUGCUUCCCUUCUUCAACAUGUCCCCGGAACAAGCGGCGGCCAACUUCCACCGUUGCACCACCAAAGUCGGGCUGGAGGAGAUUCUGAAGAAGGACUCCGUGCGCAACCCGCAGGCUGUACAAGUCGUGGAGAUCGUCAUGGACAAGUUGGACGUGCCGUGGCGACUGAGCAUGCAAAUCGCCACGAGGGGCGAGGAUGCAGUGCAGGAGAUGGAGGGGUAA